Molecule: messenger RNA, 1929 nt
Organism: Daldinia vernicosa
Lineage: Eukaryota; Fungi; Ascomycota; Sordariomycetes; Xylariales; Hypoxylaceae
Product: CrcB-like protein-domain-containing protein
Exons: 1
Coding region: 233-1837 (534 amino acids)
Biological process (GO): fluoride transmembrane transport
Cellular component (GO): membrane
Molecular function (GO): fluoride transmembrane transporter activity
Source: RefSeq, a predicted model, not a curated record
GUCUAACACGGUUCUCAUAUGAUAUGAUGAUGAUGAUCUAACCAAAUCUAACCAAAUACAUGACAUUAAUUGCAAAAACACUAAUGAUCGGAAAUACGUGCCAAGAGGAGAAUUAAAACAAGGACCAUAAAUAAGUCAAAUUCCAACAAUGUCGUAGCUACUCGGUAUAAUGUUGCACACCAGAAACCUAUGAAAUAACCUAUGAAAUAUCAUCACGAGACGGCAUCGUGAGAUGGACGGCGGCCAGUCGCAUCUUCCAUCGCACUCAAACAUCGAUCGAGACAAAGUGCCCGGUCAUAUCUCUCGGUCUGUGUCUGGUCAUGGUCAGACCUUAUCACAACAACCAUCUUCGUCAGAUUACGACGCGCCAGAGUCGUACACGAACCUACAUGACGUAGACGAAGACGCAGACCGUUUGGAUCCAGCUGAGCCGGCCAGCGUUAGGGAACAGGAGCGGCUGCAAGCUCGGGUGCAACGGCGUCGUUCAUCUACAUCGCAAUCUAACUACGAUGUCCCGGAUUCUUAUGCAAAUGUGCCCGAGUUAGAGGAGAUAGCACCCAUUCCGAAUCCGGAUAGGCACCGCUUACGUUCAACCCCUUCGCUUGAAGAGGGGAGGGCUCUUGAACGUGAAUAUUCAAGUCGCCAAGAAGCUCGGCGGAGGAGAGGUAAAGAGGUAGAGGCAGAUACCGAGAAACCAAAGAUAGAAGAGGUGUCAAGAUUAGAAACCGAGAUCUACACCAUAUCGUAUCUCAUCCUCUUCGCACUGCUUGGCACUCUCGCUCGAAUAGGACUCCAGGCCCUGACAUUUUACGCCGGGGCUCCUGUGGCUUUCAGCUCCGUAUGGCCCAACUUCGCAGGUUGUCUCGUCCUAGGAUUUCUAGCCGAAGACCGCAUGCUCUUCCGCUUCGAAUGGGGCACUCCGACCUACGAGCUACAGCUCCUGCGGGCGAAACAAAAUGCUGUCAACGAGGAGUCGGGCGGAUCUAGCUCAGAUAGGGUAGCUGUAGACCUCGCUGCUGCAAAGAAGGCACAUAUGGCUACCAAGAAAACUAUACCGCUUUAUAUCGGUCUUGCUACUGGGUUUUGCGGCUCCUUCACGUCCUUCUCUUCCUUUGUCCGAGAUAUCUUCCUCGCUCUAUCUAAUGACCUUCUCGCACCAGACGCGGGGUCGACAACUGCUCCUCGAAAUGGUGGUCACUCAUUCAUGGCCCUCCUCGCCGUCAUCAUUACCACUAUUUCUUUAUCAACAUCGGGCCUCUUCGUCGGAGCUCAACUCGCGCUAGCCCUAGAGCCAAUCACGCCAUCGCUGCCCUUUAAUUUCACCCGCAAAUUCCUCGACCGAUUUGCUGUUUUCCUCGCAUGGGGCUGCUGGAUCGGGGCCAUCCUCCUCUCUGCGCUCCCGCCGGACCGAUUUAGCAGCCCCGGAGCAGCGGAAACGUGGCGCGGUCGAGUAACCUUUUCCCUGGUGUUCGCACCGCUGGGGUGUCUCGGGCGGUUCUACGCCUCUCUCUACCUUAACGGGUAUCUUCCUUCGUUUCCGCUCGGCACGUUCUCCGUCAACAUAUUCGGUACGGCGGUCCUUGGUAUGGCAUGGGACCUCGCGCACGUUCCCCUGGGCGGCGUCGUCGGCUGCCAGGUGUUGCAAGGUAUUGAGGAUGGGUUUUGCGGCUGCUUGACUACCGUGUCCACGUGGAUAGCCGAGCUAACGGCCUUGCGGAGACGGCAUGCGUAUAUAUAUGGAGGUGCUAGUGUUGUGGUUGCUUUGGCUUGUAUGAUAAUUAUUAUGGGCGGUCUGAGAUGGACAGACGGCUUUAGCACGUUGGCUUGCUUGCAUUGAAGGGAUGUAUAAAUCAAUUAUCAAGAUACAUGUAUCUGGCUGUCACACAGUCUCCUUAUAUAAGGAGACGGAUAGAAACGUUAAAUUCUGUU